UCUUCUAUUUCUUCAACGUAUUCACGAUGGAAUUUUUUGUAAAAUACGCUGCAACAACUUUGGGUUUCAGCUAUGUUACGUCUGCAAUGAUCUUAACGUAUUUUAGUUUAAACGAUUUAGUAUACCUUAUCGAGAAAAGCAAGAAAAUAAACCGAACUUUAGAUCAACUCGAUGAGGCAACCAAAAGAAAUGUCGAUCUAAUAAUACGCUUCUUUGAUUACUUAGGCAUCAUACUUUUAUUACUAUCACAAGUUAUGGCGUACUUUUUCUUACCGAUUAGCGGAGCAAAAAGGGAUGUCCACUUUGCCGUGGAUUUUUUAGAUACGAACCUCAAAAACGAAUUUCUCCAUGAUACAUUAAUCAAUUUAUUUUUUGCCAGUUUUCAUUUUGUUUAUUUCAUUUCGGUACUGCAAGGUUUGGUGCCGAUGUAUUUAAGUUUGCAGUGUAUUUUUCAAAUUGUUAAUCUGACAUAUUUAAUUUCAAAUAUUUGUUCAGAUAUGGACUGCAAAGAUGUUAAGUUAAAAGAAAAUGAAAAAUGUCAGAAAAUAAUUGAAAAGAGACUAAUUUUUUGUAUCAAAUAUCAUCAGGAAAUAACGAAAAUUUCAGGGCGAUUAAAAUCCAUGAUCUAUUAUCCAAUGUUAAUUCAAACAACUGGUAUCAUGAUUUUGUCUAUAGGAAUACUGUUUGAAAUGUUUAACAAGGAACGUCAAGAGAAUACAACAGUAAGGAACAUCUUUGAGAUGUGUUUGAUGUUAACAAUCGUAGGUUCGUUGUCAGUUAUAGGACAAAUGUUCAGUGACGAGGUUCUAAUAAAAUAUUCAGUGUCAGUUGUAAGCUUCCCUGGCAUUUAUGGAAUGCCAGAAAUCAGAAAAUAUUAUUAAUAUUUUUAAGUAAUUGCGUCACUCAACAAAAACUUGUUACAUCUGAAUCUGUUUCUAUGGAUUACAAUUUCACUAUUAAGG
Aethina tumida (small hive beetle) is the source of this 962-nucleotide messenger RNA. RefSeq lists its product as uncharacterized. The coding region runs from base 27 to 881 and encodes 284 amino acids. NCBI's taxonomy places the organism in Eukaryota, Metazoa, Arthropoda, Insecta, Coleoptera, Nitidulidae. The record is from RefSeq and is a predicted model, not a curated record. The transcript is spliced from 5 exons.